AUGGACGCAAUUGCUAACAAAAUCGCUCUGAUCACUGGAGGAGCGAACGGUAUAGGACCAGCUUACAUCUCGAAGCUGUUCCAAGGAGGCAUGCAAGGCUGUACCAUUGCCGAUAUCGAUGAAAAGAAUGGAGAAAAAGUAUGCGCAGAAAUGAACUGCACUUAUGGCAAAAAUAAAGCGAUAUUUAUCAAGGCCGAUGUGUGCGACAAGGAAGCGUUCGAAUGCGUUUUCAAGGCCAACAUGCAAAAAUUCAAACGACUGGACCUGGUGGUGAAUAAUGCUGGAAUUCUAAGGGACCAAGUUUGGGAAAAAAUGAUCGAUCUUAACGUAGCAUCCACUGUACAGGGUAGUCUUUUGGGUAUCAAAUACAUGGGAAAAAACAACAAAGGUUGCGGAGGCACUAUCGUGAAUACAGCCUCCAUUUUGGGCUUGCAGGGCUUGCCUGGAACUCCUGUUUAUACAGGAACCAAGCACUUUGUUAUCGGAUUCACCAGAUCUAUUGGCACCAAAUGGUGGUACGAUUUGACUGGAAUCAGAUUCCUGACUAUAUGUCCUGGUGUGACGCUCACUUCUAUGAUUCACGAUGCCAACGACUGGGUGUUUUCGGGAUUUCCUGGUUUAGGAAAGCUUGUGGUGCAAGGGCUCGGCAGCGAACCUUCGCAAACUGUCGAAGAUCUUGCGGAAGGCCUCAAUGUAAUGCUCAAUGAAGGCGAAAACGGAAGUAUUUGGGUGUGUGAAGGUGCCAUUCCAAUUUACGAGGUUGUUAUACCGAAGAUUCAUGAUAUGAAAAAAUUUAAAUUAGGAGCAAAGUGUUGA
This is a messenger RNA of Ceutorhynchus assimilis (cabbage seed weevil), 816 nucleotides long. NCBI's taxonomy places the organism in Eukaryota, Metazoa, Arthropoda, Insecta, Coleoptera, Curculionidae. The record is from the annotation of a GenBank genome assembly.